CUCUGAAAGCCGCUCAAAGACUUUAUGUAAAGGUGGGUGUGGGGCUUUUGGGUCUUUACAGGUACAGUUUGUGUUUAGAGGGACUAAGCUAUGGGUAGGCAGCCUUGCUGUGACAAACUCGGUGUGAAAAAAGGGCCAUGGACAGCUGAGGAAGACAAGAAACUCAUCAACUUUAUUCUCACCAAUGGCCAGUGUUGCUGGCGUGCUGUUCCUAAGCUUGCUGGCCUCCGCCGCUGCGGCAAGAGCUGCCGCCUUCGAUGGACUAAUUAUCUUCGACCUGAUUUGAAGAGAGGCCUUCUUUCUGAGGAUGAAGAAAAGUUGGUUAUUGACCUUCAUGGCCGUCUUGGCAAUAGGUGGUCGAAGAUUGCGGCCAGGUUGCCAGGCAGAACUGAUAAUGAGAUCAAGAAUCACUGGAACACCCACAUCAAGAAAAAGCUUAUUAAAAUGGGAAUUGAUCCUGCUACUCAUGAACCCUUGAACAAACAAGCUAAGGCUGAAGAAAGUUCUUCCCAUGCUGAUAAUUCUGCAGAAAAUCAUAUUACAGAAAAUGAUAGCAUCGUCAACUCAUCAAAGGAUAAUUCGAGUUCACCAACUGAAAAUUGCUCUAGUACUAAUGACUCUAAUUUAUUAGACAGCAUUUGCAACGAUGAAUCGUUAUUGACUAGCUUAUGGAUGGAUGAACCUCCCCUAGUUGAUGCUUCAUGGAACAGCAUACCAGCAGGAGAAACUUGUAAUGGCACAAGCUUGCCAUCUUGGGAGGACAACUGCGCAUGGUUGCUGGAUUGUCAGGAUUUUGGUAUUCAUGACUUUGGGUUCGAUUUCCUAAACGACGUUGAAGUAAACACGAUGAACACGUUAGAGAUGGGCGACAAAACAACAGCCUGACGCACCAUAGUUGAUUACUUAAAGCUUCAAAUUAAGGUGCUUUAUGUUUAGUUGAUUUUAGGUCCUCACUGUUGAUUUUAUGUUCCUGUAUUUCGGAAUAUUGUUGG
Messenger RNA from Durio zibethinus, 992 nucleotides. Its product is annotated as MYB-like transcription factor ODO1. The record is from RefSeq and is a predicted model, not a curated record. NCBI's taxonomy places the organism in Eukaryota, Viridiplantae, Streptophyta, Magnoliopsida, Malvales, Malvaceae.